UGCUGUUUAUUACAGAGAUGUUCACAAGUAUGUGAACUUUUAUUUUGAAAAAUCAUGUUCCGGAUCCCAUGAACAUGCUAGACCUUGUGAGGGGCGAGUAGGGAAUCGUGAAGGUGAAACAGAGCUGCACUCCUGACCACUGAGAUGCUGGUCAUAAACAGACAUUUGAGGACAUUGCUGCCCUGUGUCUUGAGAUUUCAGGCAGCAACCAAUGAUGUUAUGAUCUUCCCCAGGACUUCCUCCCCAUGUCCACUAACAUGCCCUGCACUUGUACGCAGACACACCACGAACGAAAAAGCGCGCUCAUACCUUCAGUACCUCAAAAGAAAAGUCAUAGCCCCACCAAAACCUCCAUACAGCCACGUGUGUCAGGUGGGCGACCCUGUGCUGCGCUCCAAGGCUGCAGCAGUGGAGCCCAGCGCUAUUGGAGGAGCAGAGGUGCAGCAAGUGAUUAAAACCUUGGUGAAGGUCAUGCGCAGGCUGGAGUGUGUGGGACUUAGUGCACCCCAGAUUGGUGUACCUCUCCAGAUCAUAGCUCUGGAGUAUCCAGAGAAGAUGCUGGAGGACAGCCUACCUGCUUCCAUCAAGGCCCGUGGCCUGGUCCCAGUUCCCUUAAAGAUAUUUAUUAAUCCACAGCUGCGCAUCUUAGAUGGAGAGAUGGUCACCUUCCAGGAAGGCUGUGAAAGCAUAUCAGGGUUCUCUGCCUCUGUUCCACGAUAUAUUUCUGUGCAGGUCACAGGACUAAAUGAAAAAGCAGAGUCGGUAACCUGGCAAGCAACUGGAUGGCCUGCAAGGAUACUGCAGCAUGAGAUGGAUCACCUCGGUGGAGUUCUUUACGUUGACCGCAUGGACAGUAAAACUUUCAUUAAUGUGAACUGGGAACAAUACAAUGAAUAGCAGAUCUGCUGAUUAAAAGUUGGGAGUACACUUGUCUGGAA
This is a messenger RNA of Astyanax mexicanus (Mexican tetra), 938 nucleotides long. RefSeq names its product peptide deformylase, mitochondrial (gene pdf). The record is from RefSeq and is a predicted model, not a curated record. NCBI's taxonomy places the organism in Eukaryota, Metazoa, Chordata, Actinopteri, Characiformes, Acestrorhamphidae. Gene Ontology annotation, molecular function: peptide deformylase activity. Bases 145 to 897 code for a protein of 250 amino acids. The transcript has 3 exons. Gene Ontology annotation, cellular component: mitochondrion. Gene Ontology annotation, biological process: N-terminal protein amino acid modification; peptidyl-methionine modification.